Molecule: messenger RNA, 1035 nt
Organism: Symbiodinium sp. CCMP2592
Lineage: Eukaryota; Dinophyceae; Suessiales; Symbiodiniaceae
Source: the annotation of a GenBank genome assembly
AUGGCACAGGCGCGGCGACAGUGCACGGUAAGCGCCAAUGUGGACAGGGAAGGCAGCGCCUGCUUCGACUUGAAGUUCGUGCAACCCUUCAAUGGCGUUUUGGCCGCUGCUUCGCUUGGAAGCUCCUCGGUUUCCACAGAGUUCGCUUUGCGUCUGGAUUCGGAGCAUUCGUCGAAGCGUGGCUUGCUCUUUGGCACAGAGUUUGUCCGGCAGAGCAAAGAGCUCGCAGCCUGCGGCUAUGUGGAUCUUUGCACGCAAAGCUUGUGCCACGUCAGUGGCAAGUUCUGGAACGGUACUUGGCGGUUGACCACAGAUUGGUCCUUGAGAGAUCUGGACAUGAAGACUUCGCCUUCAAUAGCUCUUCAGCAAGAGCGCCUUCGGUCCUUGAAGACCAGCCUCAAGGCUUGCCUGUCCUUCCGAUACACUCAGUUCACGGCAGAGCUUGCAGGGCCUCCAGGCGACGUGGCUUUUGGGAAGCUAGCGGCAACUGCAGAAGCGACGACCGCUUUAAUAAAGCCCGGGCGCUCGGGCUCUGGCUCGGACGCCUUCUGGCAACUGCAUCUUGCCGGCGUGAUGGGCCUCCUUCUGCCCGUUGGGAAGAGCUGCGCUCAGGACCGUUUCCACCUUGGGGGCGCCUCCGGGCCCUGGGCUCUCAAAGGCUUCGCAGAGAACGGCGCGGAGCCGAGGGCAAGGAGGAUGAGCGGCGAGACCUCCCUGGGCCCCAAGGACAAGGAGCACAAUGCCUUGGGAGGUGAAGCAUUGGCAUCGGCUUUCCUGGGUGCUUCAAGACCACUGGACAUUCCCUCUUUGGAAGGCCUUCGACUGAUGGUCUUCACCAGCCUUGGUGUCCUCCAUCCCUCCAUAGGCACCGUUUCACGGCCGAGUUCGCCGCUUCGGGCCUCCUUGGGCUGUGGCCUUGCGCUCCCCUUGGGCCCGGGCAUGCUCGAGCUCACCUUCACGCAGCCAGUGCGGUGGGUAGAGCAUGAUGUUCGACAGAGAUGGCAGUUUGGCCUCCGGCUGCAAGCUCUGGGUUGA